UGGUUAUGAAUGUUCGCUCCGAUUUUUCAGUUGACCGGCUGUGAGGAAAUUUGAUAUAUCACAAAUUUCAAAAAAUCGUGUUUUUGUUAGACAUAAAUAAUUUGCACCAUUAUUUAUUUGUUAUUUAGUACAGUGUGUUAAGUUACCUUUAUUUUAUUAUAAUAAAGUGUUAAACGAGAAACCUAACUACUUUCAAACUAUAUAUUUAAAAAAAUGACUGGACGCCCAAGACGUCGAGCAGCAGUUAAGGCUACGCAAAUAAUUGAAAUAUCUGACUCCGAUGAUGAUGCACAAGUCGUAACCAGAAGAGGACGUGACAGCUCAUUUUCUCCACCUCCGACAAAAUCAGCACGUAUAGAUACCGCAGCACGAGCAUUAGCGGGAAGAGAAGUCGCCUCCACAAGCACAGCUGGAAGAAAACGUUGGCCCACAGACAAAACUAAAGAUAAAGUGUCACAACCGGCUGAAAAACGCACCAAAAAGGACAACAAAUCAACCUCGAAAUCAAAAGAGAAUAAUAAUAAAACCAAUUCAAGAAAUGAAGCUGAUAAUAUAGAGCAGCAAGGAAAUGAAGAACAGCAUAUGGAUUUGGAAGCUGAACAACAGCAGCUUCCUGUAGAAACGGUUACGGACGGCCAAUGUUCAUCGAGUGCUGAUAAGGACAGACCUGCACGUGAUUCCACCACUUAUACUGGUCGCAGCUCAUUUUGGGCACGUCGGAAAGUGUGGCGCGUCGAUGAACUGCUUGCCGAAAAAGAGAACGUUGAGCCCAGUACUGCUAAGAAUAUCGUACAAUUGCUUGAAAAUGAGAAUACAAUACCAUUCAUUUGUCGCUAUCGGCGUGAUUUAAUCAAUCACAUAACGCCUGAAAGAUUGCGCGAUAUAAAAAAUUCAUACACAGAAAUCGUAGAAUUGCGUAAGCGUGCCGAAACGAUUGUAACACAAUUAGAGAAAGAGCAACAAAUAGGCGAUGAAGUGCGUACGGAAAUUUUAUGCGCCAAAAGUAGUGAAGAAUUGGAAUUUUUGUAUGCACCUUAUAAACCGGCAAGCAAAGGCUCACUGGCCGAACGUGCUAAAGCGCUUGGUUUGGGUGACGCUGCAGAUCGCUUGCUGUUCGGUGAAGCGCCACAAGUGCGUUUGGAAUCGCUAGUAGAUCGCAAUAAUGCCGACUUGGAUAAUGUGGAGAAAGUGUUACAAGGCAUAUGUCACAUCAUUUCCCACAAUAUAAGCAAACAUACAGGUGUUUUGGAAGAGUUGCGUCGACUACAAAAAGUGCACCGCAUUGUACUAAAGUGUACCAAAUCUAAAACUCCCGGCACAACAACCGCUACCAAAUCUUCAACAUCACUUAAGAACCAAUCGAAUAAUAAUAAUAACUCGUCACAUUUAAAGAAUAAAACGGAUGCCUCAAAAUAUGAGACAUAUUAUGACUUUCAACAAGAUGUACGUUAUUUAAAACCACAUCAGGUACUCGCCAUCAAUCGUGCGGAAAAGCAAAAGUUUCUAACUGUAAAGAUAAUCAGCGCUGAUUAUGUAAAAAAUGAUAUCAAACGCUUCACGCGCGAGUUGUUUAUGAAUGAGGGACUGCGUUAUCCACUGCGCAACCAGGUGUUCGAGCAGGCAUUCGAGGAAUGCUAUAGCAAAAAAUUGCAACCGCUGUUAUCACGACAACUGCGCAGCGAUCUGAAUGAAUCCGCCAAAAAAGCUGCCAUCGAUGUUUUUGCGCAAAAUCUGAAACAAUUAUUGCUCCAAUCGCCACUUAAAGGCGAGCGCAUUCUUGGUAUUGAUCCAGGUUUUACAAAUGGUUGCAAAUUGGCGUUAAUCUCCGAAACAGCAGAUGUUUUGGAAACCAAUGUUAUAUAUCCGCAUGCGCGUAGCAGCAACGCUGAGGAGGUGGGUGAACAAUUAGCAAAAUUGCUAGCUAGACACAAUUGCAAAAUAAUAGCUUUGGGCAAUGGUACUGCCUGUCGCGAAACGGAAUUUUGGCUAUCCAACCUUUUCGAUUGGGGCAUUUUAGAUAAAAAUAAUGUGCGGUACAGCAUUGUUUCCGAACAAGGCGCUUCCAUAUACUCAUGCAGCGAUGUAGCGCGCAAAGAGUUUCCAGAUAUGGAUAUGAAUGAGAUUAGUGCCGUGUCCAUCGCACGUCGCUUAAAUGAUCCGCUUAGUGAAUAUGUGAAAAUAGAGCCACGACACAUUGGUGUCGGCAUGUACCAGCAUGAUGUGCCAGAAAAAACGCUGAACGAGGCGCUGAAUGAGGUGGUCUCGGAGUGUGUAAGUUUUGUGGGCGUGGAUAUCAACACCGCCAGUUUGAGUGUAUUAAAGCAUGUAGCCGGCUUGAGUGAGAAGAAGGCAGAAAAAAUCAUUGAACAUCGCACAAGUAGUGGUCCGUUUCAAACACGUAAGGAUCUUUUGAAAGUGAAGUCUAUUGGCGAAAAGACAUUUGUGCAGUGUGCGGGCUUUAUACGCAUCGAACCCUUGAGUGUUGGUGGGAAGAUUGAAAAUAUGCUGGACUGCACCUGGGUGCAUCCAGAGAGUUAUGCUGUUGCCAAAAAAAUCAUAAGCAAAUGCAAAUUGUUGCUUAAAGACAUCGGCACCACACCGUUCAUCUGCAAAAUUAAAGCUUACGCCUUGCAAUGUGAUAUAGAAGAUCUGGCAGAAGAUUUUCAAAUACCAAAAGAGCGUGUUGAUGUUGUGCUAAUGGCCCUACAACGCGAGCUUACACAGGACUAUCGUGCAGAAUUCGCUAAACGUCCGUUAUUCAAGCAAGGUCUAACACGUAUAACUGAACUUAGUGAGGGAGAUGUUUUGACGGGUGCUGUCUCAAAUAUCACACACUUUGGCGCUUUUGUUGAUAUUGGCGUCGAAUGUAAUGCGCUUAUUCAUAUAAGUAAAAUGCAGAAUAGAAACCUAAGCGUGGGCGAUCGUGUAACUGUUUCGAUCAUACAAAUUGAUAUACCACGUAAACGUAUUGGUGUACGUCUGGAGGAUAUGAUUAAGGAGACAGAUACAUCAUUUACGUUGACCUAAUUAAAUUAAGUUAAUUUUCUUAAGUAAUGUUAGCGUAAUGCUUAGAUAACUUUUAGUUACUAGAAGUUAAUGUUGUCUUGCAUACGUAGUUUUGUUUACGUAUGCAUUGGAAGCAUAAAAUAUUCACUAAGAACAAAUGAGCAUUAUAGAAAAAAAAUUAAAUAAUUUCAAUAUCAUGAACCAUCAUUUUAGUUUAAUAAUCAAAAUUAUUAGAUGAUCUGGACAUUUUUCAUCGUUCUAAGCAUAAAAGUAUCGAAAUACAUAAGGUACUGACAAAAUAUAUUACCAUCCAAGAGUUAUACACUUUCUAUUUAGUUAACCUCUCUAACUGAAAUUUUAUGUUGAAAUGUUGCGAUCUCUAAUUAUUCGAUCAUUCCACUGCGCUGGCGCAUUAUUUAGAGGAACCGUCAAACUUCGCUUGGACUAAUAUCUCUACUCUCGAAAUUGUUUUUUAUAUUCGUAAAAUGAACUUGCUAAUGUUAUAAUCUAUAUUCUAAAAAAUCUAAGGAUUUGUUAUGAAUUAAAGUUACACAGCGUCGAAAACGCCAAGUCUAUCGUUUUUUUUUUUUGCAGAACGCACAAAACAUUUGCCAAAUAAUUUUGAAGAAUUAUGCCGAGUUGACAGACCUUUCCCGAAUAAAAGCGAAUACAACAUUUCAGACAACGGACUUCCCAAUGUGGUACUGGUCUUUGCUAGCUAAUUGCUAUUGACUACUAUAACAAGUGGUCUUAUUACCAACAACUAUGACGCAAGCUGAUGAGUCUCUAUCGGUUUUCGCAAAUACUAAAUUUUUUAAAGGCCAAACGGCACAUUUCCGUUGUAUGGUAUAAAUUCUCGAACUACCGGGGACAUUGGUCAAAAUGCGACAGCUGCUCUUUUAAGAGUUUGAAUAUUUAAGUUAUACAAUUUCAAAUUAUAUAUUAAAUAAAAUAUAAUUAAAUGAAAAGGCCAUUUGUAAUAAUAACAAUGAUGAACACUGUAAAGAAUGAAUAACAAAAAGCACUGUAAAAAAUUAGAUCGAAAAUGGCCGAACAUAGUAGUUUGUUCAAAAUCAAUUAGUGAAAACAAUUCUUGGAAAAUAUAGGAAACUCGGGCGAAAGCAGUUUUCAAAUUAGAUUUUCGUUCAAAAAAACUCAUUGCAACUAAUAAAUUUCAAGUUUUACAACAAUUAAUUGCUAAUAUUGUACCAUUGUUAAUUAAUAAAACGAAUAACAACAAAUACACGAAGAUUUAAAUAAAGCAAGAAGCUGUUAUAUGUUUUAUGUGAAGAAGCUUGCAGUACCGCUAUUAAUUUUAUUGUCACUUAACAACGAACAGCAAGAACAAGCAUAUAAAAAAAAUAAAAUAUAUAUCGAAAAAACAAAAAUAACAACAAGCAACUACUACUAGGUCAAACUAAAACCGAAAACUAAACAAACAAACAAACGAGCA
Messenger RNA from Zeugodacus cucurbitae (melon fly), 4459 nucleotides. RefSeq lists its product as uncharacterized. Lineage: Eukaryota; Metazoa; Arthropoda; Insecta; Diptera; Tephritidae. The record is from RefSeq and is a predicted model, not a curated record. Gene Ontology annotation, molecular function: mRNA binding; structural constituent of ribosome. The coding region runs from base 214 to 3027 and encodes 937 amino acids. Gene Ontology annotation, biological process: nucleobase-containing compound metabolic process; translation. The transcript is spliced from 13 exons.